Molecule: messenger RNA, 420 nt
Organism: Lichtheimia ornata
Lineage: Eukaryota; Fungi; Mucoromycota; Mucoromycetes; Mucorales; Lichtheimiaceae
Exons: 3
Coding region: 1-420 (139 amino acids)
Source: RefSeq, a predicted model, not a curated record
AUGAACUCUGCUGUGGGCGUUCCUUCGGCUUCAUACUUGCCGCCUACUAUGCAGCAUAACUUUGGCAAUGAUGCUUUGGAGAAUCGGUGCCAAUCCAGAAUGGACCAUUUCUUGCAUUUUGAGCACUUGGAAGGCUGUGCAACACAUGCAAGGGAUGGCCUACCUUGUGGGUAUUUCGGUGCUACGUUUGCACAAAUUUAUGGCAAGUUGAAGGUGCCGUUCUAUAACCACUCACCCCACCAAGACCGUAAUGGCAAAUCUAUUGAACCUGGGGAAGAUCAAGGAAGGACACCUCAGAGGGUUCAAGAUGCAACCUUUGAGGGUUUUCCCAUCAGGCGCUUUGGUGUGCGUCUAGAAGCACGUGUGGCGCUUGACCGUGCAAUUUAUGCAUGGGAUGAUUGGCCUGAGGAUUGGAAGUAA